AUGACUAUAGGAAGUGAUACGAAGAACAAGGCAACGGUUGAUGAGAAUUCACCUUUGUUACCUAAGAUUCAAGAAAGUGAUGUUAAGUUUAAUGGAGCUUCAUUUUCUAGUUCAGUUUUCAAUUUGUCAACCACCAUUAUUGGUGCUGGAAUCAUGGCGUUGCCUGCAUGUGUGAAAAAACUAGGGAUAGUCCCUGGUCUUACUGCCAUAGUCCUAACAGCAUUAUUAACAGAAAAAUCAAUUGAUUUCAUGAUCAGAUUUUCAAGAGCAGGGAAUAUUUCUUCCUAUGGAAGUCUCAUGGGGGAUAGCUUUGGAAAAUAUGGAAAAUCUUUGGUUCAAAUAUGUAUUAUAGUCAAUAACAUUGGUUGUUUGAUUAUUUACCUGAUUAUUAUUGGUGAUGUGAUUUCUGGAACAUCUUCAAGUGGAAUACAUCAUUAUGGUAUUCUUGAAGGAUGGUUUGGCCUUCAUUGGUGGACUGGACGUUCAUUUGUUAUUGCUUUUACAACACUUGUUGUAGUUGCACCUUUGGUCAACUUUAAGAGAAUUGAUUCAUUGAGAUUCACAUCUGCAUUAUCAGUUGGACUAGCAGGUGUUUUUCUUGUCAUUGUUGUAGGAAUCUCAAUUGUCAAAAUCAUAAGUGGAGGAAUAAUGAUUCCAAGACUCUUCCCAAUCAUCACUGAUCUAGCAUCAGUUUUUGAGUUAUUCACCACAGUUCCUGUUCUUGUAACCGCCUAUAUUUGUCACACCAAUGUUCACAGUAUAAAUAAUGAACUGAAGGAUUCAACACAGAUGCACCGUGUUGUGAAGACUUCCGGUGUUUUAUGCUCUUGUGUAUACUUACUCUCAAGCUUCUUCGGAUUCCUAUUAUUCGGAGAAGAAACUCUUGACGAUGUUCUUGCCAAUUUCGAUAUUGAUCUUGAAAUUCCGUUUGGUUUAAUUCUCAACGACAUUAUUCGCAUUAGCUAUGCCGCACAUCUCAUGUUCGUAUUUCCAGUAAUCUUUUAUGCAGCGCGGAUCAACAUCGAUGGACUCUUGUUUUCUUCUUCUUCAACAAGGCCUUUGGUUGUUGAUAACUUCAGAUUUGGCUCUAUUACUUUUUCUCUUGUUGGCAUUAUAUUUUUGGGAGCAAACUUCAUACCUAGCAUUUGGUAUAUUUUCCAAUUCUUUGGAGCAACUACUGCCAUUUGUGUAGGAUUUAUAUUUCCAGCUGCAAUCACUCUCAGGGAUAAAUACAACAUAUCAACUAAAUCAGACAAAACUCUAUCGAUCUUUAUGAUCGUCCUUUCAGUAUCAUCAAGUGUUGUGGCUAUCUAUAGUAAUGUAUAUGCCUUGUUCAAGAAGAAUGAAGCUUACUGAUUUCUUUGAUGUACCUCUUGUCUACUUUUUCUAAUAUUAUUCUUUACACUUUUUUUAUGUACCUCUUGAUUUGAGAUGACUUUGCAAAACAAUUUCACUGGUCUUACUGAUUAUAAUCUUCAUUAAAAUAGAAUUGUGUAUGAUGAAUCACAAACCUCAACUC
This is a messenger RNA of Lathyrus oleraceus (garden pea), 1519 nucleotides long. RefSeq names its product amino acid transporter AVT6A. Gene Ontology annotation, cellular component: membrane. Lineage: Eukaryota; Viridiplantae; Streptophyta; Magnoliopsida; Fabales; Fabaceae. The coding region runs from base 1 to 1356 and encodes 451 amino acids. The record is from RefSeq and is a predicted model, not a curated record. Gene Ontology annotation, biological process: amino acid transmembrane transport. The transcript is spliced from 5 exons. Gene Ontology annotation, molecular function: L-amino acid transmembrane transporter activity.